CAGCUCACAGUCUGGCGUCGCUGGUCGACGUAAGCGGAACCAUCCGGCAAAAAAAAAAAUACACACACCCAUACACUCACACACAUACACAAACACACAUUCACGAAGGUGACCUCGUCCUCGACCCUCCAAUUGUCACUUUGACUUUAUCCUGACACCUGUUCUCACUAUUGUGCCAUUUAAAAUCUUAAAAAAUAGUAAAUCGCUGAUUCUAAAAACCAGUGAUUGGUAAUUUUUAAUUACAAGUGAAGUGAAUUCAACUUUAUAUUUAAAUUAAAUUCUUGGACUGAAUUAUUGGCAAAUAGAAUACCAGGUUUAAAAUUUAAUUUGGUGAAUGACAAGUUUGAGAUUAAAGGUUUAAUCGAGAACCGGAAGCCUUUGUAAAGACAAUUGAAAUAACUGGGGACAUGGCGCCGUUUCCUGCAGCAGUUCCAGUGCCGUACCGGGUCGUUGAUUUCAGCACGUGAAUAAUUAUUUAUUAUUUCUCAAUAAUUAAUUCAAGCCUAAUUUUCAUUAUCAAUUAUUUUGUUUAUUUAUCUUAUGAUAAUGGAGACUCAGGGAUAUAUUAUCAAUUACCAUAAUAAUAAUAAUAACAACAAUAAUAAUAUAAAUAAUAACAAUUAUUUAUUAAUUAUAUAGUACAUUAUAAUUUUAAAAGAAAAGUGGAGUUUAAAGUGAUUAAAUAAAUUGUUUAGAGUGAAAAUGUUUAUUUUUCACAAAAUUUCAAUGGAAACAGUGUUAAAAAUAUAUUGAUAAUAUAAAAAAAAAGGAGACAGAAUGGGUUCUUGCAACGUAUAUUUUUCUCAACUUCGAGCGAUGCUCGGGAGGAAUUUACUGCUCAAGAAACGUGAGAAACGAAAGACUAUAGCUGAAGUAUUUUUGCCCCUUUACAUCCUGGGUAAUCUCAUCAUCCUAAAAGUCUUAAUACCCAAUCCAAAUUAUCCAGCAAUGACGACACAACGGCAAGACGGUAACAUAUUUGAGUUUUUCAAUGGCUAUAAGAACAACACCAUUGCUGUUGUCCCAAACUCCACCGAAACUCUUAAUUUCCUGACUGCCAUGAACAACUUGUGGUUAUCUGUGUGGGAGUACCCUGGUAAGCUGCCGUUAAAUUUCAUGGUCUUUGAAACGACUGGCGAUCUGCAGGCGGCCUAUUGGCGUGAGCCCUACAGCAUACCUCUGGCUGUUAUUUUUGAGGAUCCACAGCCGAUAAGCCAUAGUCUCUUAUAUGAAAUAAGAACGAAUCCGUCAUUUCACGCGACACCCUCACCAAAAGAAUUUUAUUCUUCGUCAGUGACCUGUCGUAAAAACACAAGCCAUUGGGUGGGAGGAAUGCUGUCAAUAGAAACAGGAGGAUCAUGUCCAAUAAAUAAUUACUUUCAUUCGGGUUUCAUGGCUCUGCAGAUGCUAAUGGAUAUGACUAAAAUUCGUAUUGAUACCGGUAAUACCGAUGUAACAUUACCCGAUAUUAAAUUUCAAAUGUUUCCAAAGAAAGCUUACACAGCAGAUUGGAUGCUAGCCUUCAGAGUUUUAAUACCAUUGUACAUGAUACUUGCGCUCUCCCAAUUUAUAACAUAUUUACUUAUUCUGAUUGUCGGCGAGAAGGAAAAUAAAAUAAAGGAGGGUAUGAAGAUAAUGGGUCUCAAGGAUUCAAUAUUUUGGUUGUCUUGGUUUCUGAUAUAUGCAAUAUUUGUGUUUAUUUUAUCAGCAGUUGCAGUACUAUUGCUUUUUACACUACAAAUGUUUCAACAUACCCACUUUCUACCAAUAUUUUUACUUGUUGUACUCUACAGCUUCUCAGUUAUUAUGUUUUCUUUUAUGAUAACACCAUUUUUUGAUCAAUCACGAACAGCCGGAGUAUUGGGAAAUUUUGCAGUAACAAUAUUGAGUCUUAUGUACUUUAUUCAAGUAUUUAUCGAUGAUCCAACUUCAAUAUCAUUUUGGGUUGUGUCAUUAUUAAGCCCUGCGUGUGCCGCUUUGGCAAUGGACAAAGCUCUGGUAUUUGAUUUAAAAGGCGAGGGUGUUAACUUUGACAAUCUUUGGGCAGGACCUGGUAUACCAUUUGGAGGAAGUUUAAUAAUGAUAACUUUUGACAUUUUUCUCUAUGGUUUACUUGCAUACUAUCUUGACUCUGUAAUUCCAACAGAAUAUGGAACAAAAAGACCAGCUUGGUUUUGCUUUACGCCGGGUUUUUGGUGCAAGAAAAAAGUUCAACGAAUACCCUCAUCUAACGGCGAAUCAAAUUCGUUUAUACCGGAAGAAGAAGCUAGCCGAGAUGUCGAACCAGUUGUCCGUGAAAUGAAAGGCCGUGAGGCAAUACGUAUCGUUGAUCUUUAUAAAUCUUAUCAAAAGUGCCGUAAACCCGAGGUGAAAGCCGUAAACGGUAUCAAUUUGACUAUAUAUGAAGGUCAGAUUACGGCAAUACUCGGUCACAAUGGCGCUGGUAAAACAACUCUCUUCAAUAUUCUCACGGGUUUGACAGCUCCCACUGCGGGAACGGCUUUGAUAUUUGGUUAUGAUAUUAGAGAUUCAAAUGACAUGCAAAUGAUACGUAGUAUGACUGGAGUAUGCCCUCAACACGACAUUUUAUUUGAUCUUCUUACUCCUCGUGAGCAUUUGGAAUUUUUUGCUGCUGUUCGUGGUAUUCCCAAAACUAUGAUUGAAAUGGAAGUAAAAAAGACACUGAAAGACAUUGAUCUCACUGAAAAGGCUGAUACAUUUGCCAAGUAUUUGAGCGGAGGACAAAAAAGAAAAUUAUCUGUUGGAAUAGCUAUCAUUGGUGAUCCUAAAAUAAUUAUAUUGGAUGAACCUACAGCCGGUGUUGAUCCCUACUCACGACGGCAAAUGUGGUCAUUCCUUCAGUCUCGUCGUCAUGGAAAAGUUAUCCUACUUACAACCCAUUUUAUGGAUGAGGCUGAUAUUCUUGCAGAUCGUAAAGCUGUAAUCAGCAAAGGAAAAUUACGUUGCUGUGGUAGUUCUUUAUUUUUAAAAAAUAAAUUUGGAAUCGGAUAUCAUUUGACUCUAGUCUUAGAGGGUAACAGUCGUAUAAAUGCCAUAACACGUCUUGUCACUUCACACGUUGCAAAGGCCGAAAAAGCUCGUCGACAUGGCCGUGAAUUGAGUUUCAUUCUCCCUCACAAUUCUGUUGAAAAUUUUGCUCCGCUGUUUUCAGCAAUCGAGAAUGAAAUAAAAACACGGACGGGUCGUCUGGGUAUUAGCAGUUACGGCGUGUCAAUGACAACUCUGGAGGAGGUAUUUUUGCAUUUGGAAAAAGACGAAGAGACCGAAUGUACGAUGGACAAUCUGUCUAAAAAGAUGGUGCGUAAUCGUGCACUCAGUCGAUCGCUAUCACUCCAAUCCAAGAGUACAUCUUACCAGAGUCUACAAAAUGAAGGAGCGACUGUACAAGGUGACGGUCAAGUUAAAAGUACAAAUGAAUUGCCUGAUGGUGUCAAUCAUCAUCAUCAUCAUCACCAUCAUCAUCCGCCUCACAAUACAGAAAAAAAUAAUCCACCUGCUCUGGGUCUUGGUUUAGAUCCUAUUAAAAUACGGCCUAAUUUUUUUCAAACACUCUAUGCAAUGUUGAGAUUACGAUUACUCAGAUUAACUCGAAAUCUUCAAUUACUUUAUUUUACAAUCGUUGCACCACUUGCACUAGUUGUAUUGGGAUUGUAUAUAAAUAGUAUACAAAUAGUCAGUAUUAAAAUGGACUCAUUGGAAUUAAACAGCACCACUUACAAACAAGAAACUAAAAUGCUCUACAUAAAUCAUACAGACCGAGAUAUAUCACCUUUGAUAAAUCAAAUGCGACAUGAAACACCUGUUUUAGAUGAGUAUGAGGGAAAUUUCACAGAUUUACUGGCAAUUGCACCACAUAUGGCUGUUGUCAACAUAAAUGAUUUUAAUAAACGACAAUUAAAUCUUACACUUACUUAUAAUGACACAAUGCAGCAUUCAAUACCUAUUUUCAUGAAUAUUUUAUCAAAUGCUUACUACAGAUAUUUAUCUGGGAAAGAAAAUCCCAUACCAAUAAAAAUAAAAACUCAUCCAUUCCAACAAACAUCACAGCCUCAAGAAUUCAAUGUAGGUAUUGCAAGCUCAACUUUAUUUAUUGGAAUGAUUUUAGUUUUGGUACCAAUCACUCUAGUCGUUGAUAUGGUCUAUGACCGUGAGAUAAGAACAAAAAAUCAGCUACGAGUCAAUGGUUUAUCUUUCUUUAUGUACUUUUUGAGUUACUUUAUAGUAUUAGUAGCUCUUAUGUUCGUGAUAUGUCUGUGUAUACUCGGAAUAAUAUAUAUAUUCAAUGUACCGUCACUCCAAGAGAUUCCAGCAGUAGUGACUCUUGGUGGUCUGAUAAUGCUGUACUGCCCAUCAUCUAUUUUAUUUUCUACCUGUUUGAGUUACAUUUUUGACAAAAUGGACUCUGCUCAAAGUUUCCUGCCCAAUAUCGUAACAUUCUUUGGCCUGAUUCCUUUUAUUUUGGUUAUGGUACUGGAUAUGCUGGGAUUGGGAGGUACUGCAGCAUUUGCUCUUCAUGUUGUAUUUUCUCUACUAAAUGCAAUGUAUUUACCAUACGCGUCAGUUUAUUAUGUUGAUCGUGUUCAUUUGAUGUGCUCAAUAAAUGCAGCUUGUCAUCAUCUGACCAUGUCUGACUAUAUGACUUCUGAAAUAAUAAUAAUGGCUGUGGGUGCUCUUAUACAUAUACCAAUUUGGUUUUUUGUCCUGAUGAUUCUUGAUAUUAAAAAAACUGGCGGUAGAUUGAGCGAUGUUUUUAAAUAUUUUGGGCGUAAUGGCGGAGCAAUAGGCGAAGAAAUAAUGGAAAAUACAGAUGUUGGUGAUCAUGAAGAUACAGAUGUUAAAAAUGAACGACAAAGGAUAUUUAAUUUUGUAAAUUCAUCGUCGGUACAAGAGCCACCAGUGGUGUUGGUACAAAAUCUUCGAAAAGAAUACCGUCAACGUGAAACAACCUCGUGUAGCUGUUGUACAAAACGUGAAGAAGAGGUACAGAAACCAUUAAAAAAAAUAGCCGUACGUAAUUUAUCGUUUGGCGUUGAACCCGGUGAAGUAUUUGGACUUUUGGGUCACAAUGGAGCGGGAAAAACUACAACUAUGAAAAUAAUAAUUGCUGAAGAAGCAGCAACUCGUGGACGAGUUCAAAUUGCCGGGUACAAUAUAAAUUCUCAUCUGACUGAUGCUUUUAGACAGAUGGGCUAUUGUCCUCAGCACGAUGCUCAAUGGAAAAAUAUAACUGUCAGAGAGCACUUGGAAUGUUAUGCAGCAAUGCGUGGUGUUCCAUGGAGUGAAAUUGAUAGAAUCGUUGAUUUGUAUUUAACUGGGCUUCAAAUUCACGACCAUGCGGAUAAACAAACUCAAGAGUGCUCAGGAGGAACGAGAAGAAAGUUAAGUUAUGCUAUGGCAAUGGUUGGAGGUCCAAAGGUUGUACUGAUGGACGAACCCAGCACGGGAAUGGAUCCAAGAUCCAAAAGGUUCCUUUGGGACACCAUUCUCGCCAGUUUUCAGGGUGGUAGAGGUGCAAUACUAACAACCCACUCGAUGGAAGAAGCCGACGCGCUUUGUUCCCGAGUUGGCAUUAUGGUAAAAGGUGAGCUGAGAUGUAUCGGUUCUACUCAACACUUGAAAAAUCUUUAUGGUGCUGGUUACACGUUAGAAAUGAAAUUACUUGGUGGUGAUUGCACACCAACGACGCCAUCGGGUGAUCGUAUCAGCGCGCUAAAAGAAUUUGUCGCUGGUCUAUUUCCUGACGCAACUCUUGAGGAGAGUUUCGCAGACAGACUGGUGUUUGCAGUGCCUCAACACGCUGUUUGUUCACUUGCUGAUUGUUUUAUGCAAUUAGAAAAAGCCAAGUUAGAAUUGGAUAUAGAGGAGUACAGUUUUAGCCAAACAACGCUAGAACAAGUCUUUUUAAAAUUUUCACACUACGAUGAGAUGAACGGUGGAGAAUGACCAUCUCCAAAAUUAAGUUAAAUUAAUUAAGUUAAUAAUAAUAAUAAUAAAUAAGAAGAAUCAAGUGUAGAGUGAAAAAAAAAAAGAGCAAAGAGUUAAAGUCCAUUCCAGUUAAAAGCCGAGUCCAAGGGUAAGUCGAAAAGAAGGAAACAUGAAAUGAAAAAAAAAGUCGUAGGUUCAAAACUCUGUAGAGUUUUAGGACAAGUGACCUCAAGGUUUAUAUUGACAACAAAGUAAUAACUAAUGAAUAAUGAGAGUUAGGGACCAUGAAGGAAGUGUGUUCUACCGGUUAAUAAAGUAUUCAAUAAUAAAUGCAUCGUUUUGUCUAGAUUAAAAAGUCGAUGCGUAGUAAAAAAAAAAAAAACAUUCCGCGCUUUAGACAGUUUUAACGAGCGCUCUUAUUAACGAUAAUAAUAAUAAUAAUAAUAAUAAAUAGCAAUCAAUAAUGGACAAUUAAGAAUCAACGAUUAACAAUGAUUGAUAACUCACUGGACUUACUGUUACUGAUGAUAUUGUAGGAAUGGCGACUGAUUGUGAGUGAAUUUUAUUUUACACUACCCUGCUCGCACUCCUUUCUUUUUUAUAUUAAAUUAAUUUAUAAUAAUAAUAAUAAUAAUAAUAAUAAUAAUAGCUCGUGAUUUCAUACGUCCUGAUGAGCGUGUUGUAUGCAAGAUGUCGAUAAAUAUAUAAUAAAAAAUAUAUAUAUAUAUAUAAAUAAAUAUAAUAUAUCAUUAUGUAAAUAGCGGCAACGAUUUACGCAUUAUUGUUGUUAAAUAUUAUCUAAAUUAUACGGCUAAUAUUCCGUGGUCUGUUUUUAGCUCAUAAAAUAAUUAAAGUUGUGUGGGCUUUUUUUAACUUUAAUUGUUGUAAAAUUUUUUAUAUUUCAUUCAGUUUUAUAAUUUAUGUGAAUUGUUGUUGAUUAGUAGAAAAAAUAAAAAUAGCAACUUUUUAAAUAUAAUUAAAAUUAUUUAUAGAAUUAGUGAGAAACAAUACGACGGCAAUAAAUAAAAAAAACCCAUACAACUAACUCAAAGGUUAACAAUCAGACCCAUCUUAAGUUUUAAGAUCAAUAACACUAAUAAUAAUAAUUAUGAUUAUUAUUAUUAUUGUUGUUGUUUCCAAAACACAGAUGACUUUUUUUCCUUUUUUUUUUAAUGACAAUGACCUCUCGCGACUGCUGACGAUUUAAUAAUAUUCGAGAGAGUCCAAAAGUUUCGGGUUUAUUACACCUUAUUUUAUUAUUAUUACACCAUGUGCGUCAUGCCUUGACGUUCACGGUAGAAUCGUCGUUGUUUUUUAACUAGAAAAUUAUAUAUGAUAAUAAUAAUAUUAAUAAUCGAAUGCGGAAUUUUAAUGCUCUUAGUACAUAAAUAAAUCAUUGAGUGUGAAAGAAGUGAGUUAUUAUUAAUUAGUCUACUAAUAUUAUAAUUUAUUUUAAAAAUUGUAUUUCACUUGUACAAAAUAGCACGUAGCGAUAUAACAAAAAAAAUUAAAAAAAAAAAAAAAAAAAAAAAAAAAAAUAUUU
Microplitis mediator is the source of this 7489-nucleotide messenger RNA. RefSeq lists its product as uncharacterized. The record is from RefSeq and is a predicted model, not a curated record. Gene Ontology annotation, cellular component: membrane; intracellular membrane-bounded organelle. The transcript is spliced from 11 exons. Lineage: Eukaryota; Metazoa; Arthropoda; Insecta; Hymenoptera; Braconidae. Gene Ontology annotation, biological process: transmembrane transport; lipid transport. Gene Ontology annotation, molecular function: ATP binding; lipid carrier activity; ATP hydrolysis activity. Bases 778 to 5964 code for a protein of 1728 amino acids.